Messenger RNA from Symbiodinium natans, 348 nucleotides. The record is from the annotation of a GenBank genome assembly. Lineage: Eukaryota; Dinophyceae; Suessiales; Symbiodiniaceae.
AUGCUGCUCGGCCGCUUCGCUGUUGCCAAGAGGAUUGGAGCCUCCAUGGCACCAUUCAAGACCGGCGCACGAAACUUCGCUGUGCAGGUCACGUCUCCGCGUCCUCUGUCCAUCCGCGGGGAUGGUUUGGUCCUGCAGUGCAUCUCCGCGGCGCUCAUCUACUUUGUGCCUCAAGACGCGGUGUUCCUGGGCGGCCUCUUCUACCUGUGGCACAACACUGCCACGUCCAUCAGCCCGAAGGUCAAAAAAGAUGAUGCCGAUGCUGCGGUUGAAGAGUUCAAGGCCAAGAAAGGGCUCGAGAACGUCAAGGUCUCGAAGGGGCGCAGCACCUGGACUGUGUCAAUCUGA